AUGGGCAGCAAAUUAUCUCCACUUUUGGCUGAAGUUUUCAUGAGCGACUUGGAAGCAGAUUUGGAGAAAAGAGAAAGACUUUUCCCACGUGUCUGGUGGCGCUACGUCGAUGACAUCCUUGCCUCGGUAAAGGAGCGUUAUCUCACGCAGACUUUAGACCUUCUAAACUCCAGACACAGUUCGAUAAAAUUUACUGUAGAGAAAGAAAUUGAUGGAAAACUCCCUUUCCUUGACCUCUUAAUCUCAAGGAAAGAGGACAACAGCAUAAAAUUCGGAAUAUAUCGGAAACCAACCUCAACCGACCGAUACAUAACAGCCGAUUCCAACCACUUUGGUGCGCAAAAACAAGCCGCUUUCCAUUCCAUGGCGCACCGCCUGUACAAUAUCCCAAUGGAAAAGGCAGAAUUUGAAGAGGAAAAGAAUAAAAUCUUUGAGGCGGGUUUUUUGAACGGUUUUGACAACGAAUUUGUCCUCAAAAUUCUCCGGAAACAUGCCAGAAAAAAGUUCCGAAGUGAUGCCACCACCUUUAGGCCAGAGAAAGAAGAACCCUAUAGAGUUAGCCUGCCGUUCCACCCUAAACUAACUAAUGGGAUUACAAAAAUCCUUUCUCAACAUGGCCUGAAAACAGCAUACAAGAGCGGCAACACCCUUAAGGAUCGGUUGGUCUCCUUGAAGGAUAAGAUCCCGCAAGAUGAGAGAUCCGGAAUUUAUGAAAUUCCCUGUGAGAGUUGCUCAGCUGUUUACAUUGGCCAAACUCGUCGUAAAUUUAAAGUUCGACUUAAAGAACACAGAAACGCUGUAGAUAACAACAGGGCCAAUGAAUCCAGCGUAGCUGCCCACGCAACGGAAAUGGGUCACUCCAUCAACUGGGAAAAAGUGUCCUAUAAGAAAUGUGUAAGAAAAGCCUCACAUUUGAACGCAUGGGAGUCUAUGUUCAUUAGCACUUCAGAGAAACCGCUAAUGAAUGAAGAUGACCCACCAAUUAUGUCGCCGCUUUUCAAUUUAAAAAGGAACCAUCCUUCGACGAAUACUAUGACACUCGUAGUACGAUCCUGCCAGUAA
This is a messenger RNA of Uranotaenia lowii, 1062 nucleotides long. RefSeq lists its product as uncharacterized. NCBI's taxonomy places the organism in Eukaryota, Metazoa, Arthropoda, Insecta, Diptera, Culicidae. The transcript has a single exon. The record is from RefSeq and is a predicted model, not a curated record. Bases 1 to 1062 code for a protein of 353 amino acids.